UAAGCACUCAGGGGGCCCUUCACUUCUCUCUCCGUUCGCUUCAUAGCGCCGGCAGAAGCGGCUGCCAAUGAGCUCCGAGGAGUAGCACAAGGGGCAGGGCCAGCCCUUAAAGGAACCGCGACCUCUUAGCAGACCGGAGGGUGACCCAGACGAUGGCGGCCGGAGCGGCCCUAGCCUUGGCACUGUGGCUACUACUGCCGCCAAUGGGGGUUGAGGGGGCAGGUCCCCCGCCGAUCCAGGACGGCGAGUUCACGUUCCUGCUGCCCGCGGGGAGGAAGCAGUGUUUCUAUCAGUCUGCGCCGGCCAAUGCAAGCCUCGAGACCGAGUACCAGGUAGUGAUCGGAGGUGCUGGACUGGACGUGGAUUUCACCCUGGAGAGCCCUCAGGGCGUGCUGCUGGUCAGCGAGUCCCGCAAGGCAGAUGGGGUGCACACGGUGGAGCCCACGGAGGCUGGGGACUACAAGCUGUGCUUUGACAACUCCUUCAGCACAAUCUCCGAUAAGCUGGUGUUCUUCGAACUCAUUUUUGACAGCCUGCAGGAUGACGAGGAGGUCGAGGGCUGGGCAGAGGCUGUGGAGCCUGAGGAGAUGCUGGAUGUGAAGAUGGAGGACAUCAAGGAGUCCAUCGAGACCAUGAAGACCCGGCUGGAGCGUAGCAUCCAGAUGCUGACGCUGUUGCGGGCCUUCGAGGCACGUGACCGCAACCUGCAGGAGGGCAACCUGGAGCGGGUCAACUUCUGGUCUGCCGUGAACGUGGCCGUGCUGCUGCUGGUGGCCGUGCUCCAGGUGUGCACGCUCAAGCGCUUCUUCCAGGACAAGCGCCCUGUGCCCACGUAGCCCCCGAAGGGAGAACAGGGAAAGAAGGGCAGCAGGGCCCAUGUGUGUGUGAUUUGGGGGUCCCUUCUCCAGCUUAGCUUCCUACGGGAUGGGAGGUCAUAGAGGCAUGGCCUGAGGGAUAACCCUCAGGGGUGUUUCCUCCCUGCCAGGGGCCAGGUCAGCAAUAGUUGCUGGGUUGGCAGUUUGGGCCUGGGCCCUCCGGAGGGACAGCUGGGGGGCUGCACCUACAUUCCCGGCAACUGUGCAUGGAAGGGGGGGCACUGCAGCAUGUGAGCACAAGCCCUGGAUUCUCUGGCCCCUUUCCGUGUCCCCUACUGUAAAUGCGUGUGCCUUAGCUCAAGCCCCAGCCUGCACUGGCUGGCCCUGGUGUGGGAUGGGGCCCAGGAAGCAAACUCUCCCUUCCCUCCCCGACUGGCCUUCUGAGCCAGGUGAUGGUUCGAGGGGGGCUUGCCGCUUGUGGAACCUCUGCCUUCCUUGGUCUCCUUGUUGCCCCACCAGAGGCCUGCUGCUGCUGUUGGGAGGGUAGCUCCCAGGCUGGGGGGUGGGGGGACUGCUUCCACCAGGGGCUGGGAAGGAGACACGGCUGCAGUGUUCUUGCCAGGACAGUCACUUUAUUGAGAGGAAGGAGCCCGGCCCCUCGGCCCAGCGCGGGGUGGGCUCACUGUGAGGUCUGAUAACAGAACUCUAGGAGAGGGGACUGCGAGACCACCCGCCCCUCCUGCUCUCUCUGCAGAGGCCCCCGGCAGGGCUGAGGGGGGGCCCAGCCAAAGCUUGUGCCGGAGCCUCACGGAACAAAGGGUGGUCUGGCCCUGGGCACUGGAGUCAAUAAAUUAUGGUCAGAAAAUCA
Molecule: messenger RNA, 1683 nt
Organism: Canis lupus familiaris (dog)
Lineage: Eukaryota; Metazoa; Chordata; Mammalia; Carnivora; Canidae
Gene: TMED1
Product: transmembrane p24 trafficking protein 1
Exons: 4
Coding region: 153-836 (227 amino acids)
Biological process (GO): intracellular protein transport; Golgi organization; endoplasmic reticulum to Golgi vesicle-mediated transport
Cellular component (GO): COPII-coated ER to Golgi transport vesicle; Golgi apparatus; endoplasmic reticulum-Golgi intermediate compartment
Source: RefSeq, a predicted model, not a curated record